Staurois parvus is the source of this 327-nucleotide messenger RNA. The record is from the annotation of a GenBank genome assembly. Lineage: Eukaryota; Metazoa; Chordata; Amphibia; Anura; Ranidae.
GCGGAACAGCGGGCACCGAGUCGUCUGGCAAGACUGCGGGCACCGAGUCGUCUGGCAAGACUGCGGGCACCGAGUCGUCUGGCAAGACUGCGGGUCACGAGUCAACUGGCAAGACUGCGGGCACCGAGUCGUCUGGCAAGACUGCGGGCACCGAGUCGUCUGGCAAGACUGCGGGCACCGAGUCGUCUGGCAAGACUGCGGGCACCGAGUCGUCUGGCAAACAGCGGGCACCGGGCACCGAGUCGUCUGGCAAGACAGUGGGCUCCGAGUCAACAGGCACGACAGUGGGCACCGGGUCAUUUGGCUUGCCAGCGGGCACCGCGUCAU